Messenger RNA from Linum trigynum, 960 nucleotides. NCBI's taxonomy places the organism in Eukaryota, Viridiplantae, Streptophyta, Magnoliopsida, Malpighiales, Linaceae. The record is from the annotation of a GenBank genome assembly.
AUGUCUCCAGCCCGACAAAUUUCCCGAGAAGUGUUCCCCUUUCUCCGGGUCCACACCGACGGCACCGUCGAGCGGUACGCCGGAACCGACUCCGUACCCGCCGGGUUCGACCCGGAAACCGGCGUCCUGUCCAAGGACAUCGUCAUCUCACCGUCAACUAACCUAUCGGCCCGAAUCUACCGCCCCAAAUCCGUGUCCGAAGGCCGGAAGAUCCCCGUCGUGGUGUACUACCACGGCGGAGCCUUCAUCGUGGCGUCGCCGGCGGAGCCCAUGUACCACCACUGCCUCAACCGCCUGGUCCGGGAGGCAGAAGUUGUUGCUAUCUCGGUUGAUUAUAGACUGGCGCCAGAGAACCCUCUCCCCGCCGCGUACGAGGAUUCCUGGGCCGCACUGGAGUGGCUCGCCGGCGGCGGAGGGAAAGUUGACGAGCCCUGGCUCCGGGAGUAUGCGGACUUCGAGAGAGUAUUCCUUGCAGGCGAUAGUGCCGGCGCUAACAUAAUCCACCACUUGGCACUCCGUCGGUGCCGGAGCUCACUGGCCGUAAAAAUUCACGGCCUAGUUAUGAUCCAUCCCUACUUCUGGGGAAAAGACCCAAUUGGAUUGGAGAAGGCAGACGGAGCGAGGAAAGCGAUGGUGGACAACUGGUGGACGUUCGUCUGCCCGUCGAACGAAGGCUGCGACGACCCGUACAUCAAUCCGUUUGUGGGCGGAGCCCCGCCGAGUGCGGAGGAGCUGGGCUGUCGGCGGGUGGCGAUUUUCGUGGCGGAGAGAGACAUUCUGUGCGACAGAGGGAAGGCCUACUAUCGUAGUUUGGCGAGAAGUGAGGGGCAGAAUGGUAAAGUGAGAGUAGAGUUGGUGGAGACGAAAGGAGAGGAUCAUAUUUUUCAUCUUUUUAAUCCUGAUUGUGAAGCGGCUGCGGGCUUGUUCGACAGUUGGGCUUCUUUCAUCAACCAUGAAUGA